Messenger RNA from Chelonoidis abingdonii (Abingdon island giant tortoise), 910 nucleotides. RefSeq names its product vexin (gene VXN). Gene Ontology annotation, biological process: neuron differentiation; neurogenesis. NCBI's taxonomy places the organism in Eukaryota, Metazoa, Chordata, Testudines, Testudinidae. The record is from RefSeq and is a predicted model, not a curated record.
ACAGGCAGUCGGAAGAGAGAGGUGAAAAAUGCACCAGAUUUACAGCUGUAGUGAUGAAAAUUUAGAAGUUUUCACCACUGUGAUUUCAUCCAAAUCAUGUAGUCCAGCCAGAAGAAAAGCCAAAAGCACGCAACACAUCCUAACAAAAAGAGUGGUGGCAGUGUCUGAUUAUCGGCCCUGUAGGACAGAGGACUUGCUUCCAAGCCAAGUCCUAUACAAAGAUGUGGUGAGGAACUUUGGCAGCUUGCAGAAUGAACAGGAAGGAUUCUGUCCUGCCAAGCACAUGGGAAUUUCUGAACAAGAGUCAUCAAAGUCCUGUGAUAACCAGUUGGAUGGAAAAUCUUCUCAACCUUCGACAUCCCCAGUCACCCAUAUCACAGUGAAACAGGCUGCAGCCAUAGAACCAGCUACACAGGACAGUGCUUCUGCAGAAGACCAUAGACGGCACUCGAGGAAGAACACUGAGCAUGACUUAACCCUCGCCCCAGAAGCAGAUGCUUCUUUACCAUUGACUGGCAACAAUUUGUGCGGAACACCCGGCAUCCUGAGGAAAAUGUGGAUGAAGCACAAGAAGAAAUCAGAAUAUCUGGGGGCAACAAACAGUGCCUUUGAGGCUGACUGACAAGCCUCAGCUUUGCUUUUGCAGGAUGCAUAUUCCUUUAGCAAGGGCAGAAGGCUUCAGGAUUUCCCUAGGGUUGGAUGUAACUCUGUUGAUGAAUAUCUGAGGACAUAACAUUACUUGUGCUAUUCAGGGCAUUUGUCUAACCUGGAUAGAUGGAAGGGUAAUGGAGAUAAAAGAUGAAUGUGAGUUAAUUCAACAGCCAUAUUUUACUAGAAUAUUUCUGAUACCAGUACAGUUGUAACAGAUUCCACCUUUGAUUUGCUAAUGCUAAAACUACUGUUGACUCAU